AAUCACAUGGCGCACUCCAAGGAGAGCCACAGUGCGCAUGUCGUUGUCGCUGACCGGGUUGGAACGGCAGGUAGGUCCUCCAGGUUUCGCUCCUCUGUCGUUUCUGAACCAAAGCGGUGUUUUUUCCCGGAGAUGAACAGCGUGGGGGAGGCCUGUACCGAGCUGAAGCGGGAGUACGACACCUGCUUCAACCGCUGGUUUGCCGAGAAGUUCCUGAAGGGCGACCGGAGCGGCGACCCGUGCACGGAGAGCUUCCGGAAGUACCAGCGCUGCGUGCAGGCGGCCAUCAAGGAGAAGGAGAUCCCCAUCGACGGCGUGGACUUCAUGGGGCCCAACAAGGACAAGCCUGAGAGCUGAUGGAGGGCUGCUGGGGAAAUCCUACAAAUGUACGCCACACUGAGCGGGGUCCACGAGGCCCACCGAGCAUGCGCAGGAGCGGACAAGCUGCUGUCUCUGGGGUUAGAGGGUGAAGCGGCCUCUGAAAGAGCCGUCUCGUUAAUUUUAAACUUUUCUCUUUUACUGCACAGCUCUGUUCGGACUUCGUUUCUCAGCAGAGACACUUACCGCCCAGUUUUCCUCCAGAGGGCCCAGAGAGCUGCUGUCAGCCCUGAAACUGAGCUAAAACUGUCUGAAUCCAAUUACUAACCAGCUAAAGCUCCUCCAUGACGGCCUGUGUGCGCGUUAUGAAGCGGUGGCAGCCUGUAGCUAUAAAUAGCUGUAAAUAAGAUGUGAUGCUGAAAACUCUUCCGACUGAUGUCAUGUGUGCAAAACUCAAUCUUGCAUUGUACGAAUGAAUUAAAGGGAGCUCUGUGUUGGAGCAGGACACGUG
Messenger RNA from Haplochromis burtoni (Burton's mouthbrooder), 829 nucleotides. RefSeq names its product TP53 regulated inhibitor of apoptosis 1 (gene triap1). Lineage: Eukaryota; Metazoa; Chordata; Actinopteri; Cichliformes; Cichlidae. The transcript has a single exon. The coding region runs from base 7 to 357 and encodes 116 amino acids. The record is from RefSeq and is a predicted model, not a curated record.